CACAGCUGUAAUUCACAACAAUGGUGGUGCCGGUUAUGUUUUAGGUUAAAGUUGCGUGGUUUUCAGUAACUUUAGUCCAAUUAGCAUUGUGAAAAAUGGACAAUAGGAUCACAAUAUGUGACCCAGACGAAGAAGAAAUUAACAAUGAAAUAUUUCGGGAUAUCGAACCAGUCACGUGGAUCAACGAUGAUCCAAACUAUGAUUUGGAUGAGAUCAACAUGUUCUUCCAUAGGGUGGAUUCAGAUCAGAUUAUAUACGAAGAAAAAAAGAAAAAAUGUAAAUUUAUCGGUAAAUAUGUUAUGGGUGAUGUUCUUGGUGAAGGUAGUUACGGAAAGGUGAAAGAAGUGUUGGACUCAGAGACGCUUUGUCGAAGAGCUGUGAAAAUUUUGAAAAGGAAGAAACUUCGUAGAAUUCCAAAUGGAGAGCUUAAUGUUCAACGGGAAAUAAGACUAUUAAGGAUAUUAAAACAUAAGAAUGUAAUUAACCUUGUAGAUGUUUUGUAUAAUGAUGAAAAGGAGAAGAUGUACCUAGUUAUGGAAUUUUGUGUGUGUGGAUUACAGGAUAUGUUGGGAAGCACACCUCUCAAGAAGCUUCCAAUUUGGCAAGCACAUGACUAUUUCAGUCAGUUAUUGGAUGGUUUAGAAUACCUCUACAGUAAAGGAAUAGUACACAAAGAUAUAAAACCAGGGAAUUUAUUAUUAGCUUUAGAUGGUACCUUGAAAAUCAGUGAUUUUGGAGUUGCUGAGGCAUUAGAUAUGUUUUCUGAAGAUGAUACAUGUAAGAUGGGACAAGGAUCACCAGCAUUUCAGCCUCCUGAAAUUGCAAAUGGCUGUGAAACAUUUUCUGGUUUUAAAGUAGAUAUAUGGAGCAGUGGAGUUACAUUGUACAAUAUAACUACAGGUCAAUAUCCUUUUCAAGGCGAUAAUAUUUAUAAAUUAUAUGAAAAUAUAGGAAAAGGUGAAUAUUCUAUUCCUGAAGAAGUAGAAGAACCUUUAAAAUCUCUUAUACAAGGAAUGUUGCAAAAAGAUGCAGAUAAAAGAUUUACUUUGCAACAAGUUAAAAAACAUCCAUGGACUAUAUGCAGGCAUCCUAGAACACAAGAAGAAGUGCCUAUACCUCCUCUUAAAGGACAUAAAUGGCAUAGUAUGACCGUACUACCGUACCUGAUGGAGUAUCAUUACGGAGGUGACGAUAAUCCUACGUAUUAUACCGAACAUCAGUUGAAUGAUUCUAAACGGAAUACUGAACAAUCUUUUUCAAAUCGACUACUAGUAUUCUUAUCAAAGACAUGCACCAUUCUGUAACAAUGACACGCUUAUAUCUACCUAUGAUGUUGCGAGCUGAUAAAAAUGGAAGAAAAACGGCUUCAAGAAAUAGAUAAAAUCAGUGAAGACCAAAAAGCCACUUGGAAUAGUCAUAACAACAAACCAAAUUCACAUCAGAGUAAACGAAGAUGGCGCAAACCAAUUUCGUGUAUUAACGUUAAGAAAUUUCCAUCUUGUAAGCCAUCGUGAUUUGACUCAUUGUCAUGCUUAUUUUUUAUUAUAUAUUUUCCUGACUAUGUCAGAUACAAAGUUUCUCUGCAAUGGAGAUGACUGAAAAUUUAAUAAAUGCUGAAAUAUGCUGAAAUAUGCUAGGAUAACUAUCCAGCUACAGCUCGAAUUGAAUAUGAAAUUUGAACUAUUUCAAAAAUAUUAAAUGUAAACAUUUGUGAUAUUAAUAUUAAAUAGUCAUAGUAGAUAAUUCAUUAUGAUCUAUUAAUUAUGAGGUUAAUGACUCAACAUUCAAAUAAAGUGAUUUUCUUUCAUGUGCCAUAAUGAAGUUACAAUUAUUAAGGGUGAACGUUUCGUGUAUAAUUUUUUUCCUUUUUUAAAAUUAAUUUAAAUCAUAAAAAGUAACAUCAAUAAUGAAAUUAUUUUUAAUAUUCUUUCCACAAUCAUCAUUUUACUAUUGUUGUAUUUUCUAUCACUCUCUCACUUUAUAAAUUAAAAAAAAAAAGCAUGUUACAUUAAACAAAAUAUGUGUGAGCUUUUUUACUAACUUUGACAUAAGAGUUUGUACUCAUUUUUAUCUUUUCAGUAGAAAGCAGACAGUUUUGUUUAUUAAACAAAUUUAUUUAUAUAAUGCAUUAACAAACUAUUUGUAAUAUAGAAACUUUAUGAUCGAUGUUAUAAUGGAGGAUAAAAUUAUUCGAGCAUAAAAAGAACAUGCUUGGUGCUGAUUAAUAUCAAAUAUGUACACAAAUAUUGUUUCAAAUUGACAUUGAAGCUUUCCUCCAGUAUAUAUAUUUAUGUUAAAAAUAUUUUAUAUAUAAUUGUUAUUUAGAAAAUAUGAUCUGUGUUUGUAGACUGCGUAUAUAUUAUAGUAUUAUCAUCGUGAGAUGACUUGUAAAAACUUAAUGCAAUUCUUGUAACAUGACUUAAUACAAAACAUCGAUUCUUCUAUAAUGCAGGAAUAUUGAGGAUUGUUUCACACUUAUAAUAGGUAUUAUCAAAACGUACUUGAGUAUCAUUAAGAAUAUUGUUGAUUUAUAUGUUUACUUUUAAAUUUUGUAGUAAAUAUUCCAUAUUUAUGUGUUAAUAUUACACCAAGGAAUAUUAUAAACUUCGCGUGUAUUAAAUUUUUGUACAGGAAUAUAUUACACAAGUAUAUUUCAAGUACGAAUUGUAAAUGUACCAAUUGAAAAAUGUACAACCAGUUUGGAGUAUAGAUAUAUUAUGUAUCUAAUACGUUUCCACAACACAAUUAUUUAUUUCACAAAAAAAAUAUUAACAAAAGUUUUAUUGCAAAAAUCAGAAAUUUUCUUUUUAAAAUAUGUGAAAAUCAGUGAUAUCGAUAUCGAUAUUAAAUUGCUUAUUUUGCCUGCGCAAUUUAUACAGAAAUAAAAUCAUAAUGAAAUGUUAUAACAUCACUAUCAUGUGAAUUUGUAGAGAAUAUGAAUAUAAAUUGUUCUCUUUCUCUUUCCUUAAUGGAAUUAAGGUGCCUAAAUACUGCCAAGUACUGAAAGCACAUGGAAAAUAAUUAUACUUUUUAUGAUUGUACAUAUUAUAAACAACAAAGAAUUAUAAUUAUAUUUAGUUACAUGAACAAAAUGAUAAUUAUGAAAUAGAAGUUUAUAUCAAAUUUAUGUGAUAAUCUAAUCUUGCUUUUCUAUCUAAAAACUUUUUACUGUAAAAUUUAUUGUACAUGUUAUUUUGCAAAAAGUAUAGGAUAUUAAAUAACAAGUAUAUGAUAAUAACUUUGUGGGAAAAUAGGGAAUGAUCGUUGAUAACAUCGAGUUUAUAUAUUGCUUUGUUAAUUAAAUUUAAUUGAAUAUCUUGUUACUUUACUUAUAUUUUUCAAAUUUAAAAAUGUGCAAAAUAAAAUUAACAAAACUGGUAGUAAAUUUAACAAAAAAAAAACAUACAUUAAAAUAUAUGCGUAUAUACUAUUUUUAUAUACCAAUAGUAAAUUACGUUUCCCAAUAUUUUCUUUUAAUUGUAAAUUCUUUUCUUAAAAAACUAAAGAAAGUAUUAAAAUUAACAUAAUGAUCUUUAUA
Messenger RNA from Heterotrigona itama, 3538 nucleotides. The record is from the annotation of a GenBank genome assembly. NCBI's taxonomy places the organism in Eukaryota, Metazoa, Arthropoda, Insecta, Hymenoptera, Apidae.